AUACGCUUGAUUUCCGGGGUCGGAUAGCCGUGUGGAAGGUGUGUGCGUGUGUGCGGCAGGACCUGUUGGGGCUAGCGACCGAAAGAAUGCAUUUAUAAAAAAUAUAAAUGCCACCAAAAUAUGAUUUAACAAGUUCACAGAGGACUCUAAACCCCAACAAUUUAUUUUAUUUUGUGUUUACUUGCUUGCAAGAGGAGGAGAGCAACGGAAAGGUGUGCUGAGCGCGUAUCCACCUGCACAGACAGGAGAAUAAAGCGGUGUAAUCUGGACCAUGGGAACGCAAUGGACACAAUGACGUCACCAACCACGGAACCCCGAACGCGUUCUGCUCACUCCCAAUUGCAAACAAGCACUAGACUGGUGAAAUAGAAGUCAUCUUAUUUUUUUGUUUUAUUAUUGUCCUCUUAUCGUGUGUAAGUGAUUUCACCGCCCUCCUAUUGUAGACCUGAGAUGAGGUUACUGGAUGCAUUGCCGAAAAGUAACCAACGCGCUGGAACAAGAAUAGACUGAAAUUGAUUUGAAUUUUGGCUUUGGUUAAAAUUCACCUACUGUGCUUAUUACUAAUUUGUUAUAAAAUACGAAAAGCGGCAGCCCGUAUUUUAUUCAGUUGGACAGAAAUCGAGCAACUACGGACUUUGUACCAGAGGAGAAACGUUUAAGGAAAACGACUUUAAUUUCGUAAGACUUGUAAAGUACCCACCCCUUACACCUGCACAGGCAAAGGGCAGUGGGACGUGUAUGGAUUCGUUGUGGUUUUAAUAUAAAUACUCGACGCCUAACACUCGAAAAGGAGAUAUUUCUUUCUUUAAAAAUAAUAAUUCUUCUGCACUCUCCUGUGAUUCAAGAAGCGGCAGCCAAGUCUUGUCAAACUGGUGGUCUUCCCUUCUCAUCCCACGUGACCAUUGUGUAUCCAUGGCCUCUGUGACGAGCGCAGUGGCCCCGAACUCCGCAGCGCUGGAUUUCCGCUCGGGGGCCAGUGUGGAGCGGGUGUCGGAGCUGGUGCAGGAGCUCCUCCUCCUGGAGCAGAGUGACUUCGGAGACCAAACUGCGAUGGAGGUGCACACAGCCAAAGACUUCAUCUUCAGCAUGCUGGGGCUUGUCCAGCAGUUAGACCAGAGGCUGCCGGUAUCCAACGAGUACCUGCUGCUGUCUGGUGGGGCUCGAGAGGGGGUCCUAGACCUGAGUCCUGAGGAUCUGGGCGACUACGUCAAGGGGGCAGACUACGACUUGGACUUUACCUUACUGGUGCCAGCUCUGAAGCUCCACGACCGAAACCAGCCGGUCACUCUGGACAUGCGGCAGUCUCCUCCCUGUCACUCCUGGCUGAGUCUGCGCCUGUGUGAGCAGGCCAUGCUGUCCCGCUGGAAACACUGCUGCAGGGGAGCCCAGGGGGAGGCUGCUGGGGAAGAGGGGGGCGGCUACUACUUCUCCCCGACCCUAGUGGCAGACUGGUUCUCGGAAGCCGUUCUGAAAGUAAUAAACGAACUCCGACGCAACCCCCAAAGGGGCACCCCGAUCCCGGAGACGGUGGAACGCAACGGGCCCGUGACCACCCUGAUUCUGACAGCCGGGUCGAGCCGGAUCCUCUACGACCUGGUCCCAGUGGUCUCGUUCAGGGGCUGGCCAGCGGUCGCCCAGGGCUGGCUGAUGGAAAACCAUUUCUGGGACGGGAAGAUCACUGAAGAAGAAGCCAUCAGCGGCUUCUACCUCCUGCCCUGCUGCUCGGCGUCCAGCAAGGAGCUGCUGGUGGGGGGCAUCGAAGGAGCCGCGCAGCCCGAUAAGGAGUGGCGGUUGGCGUUCUCCCGCAGCGAAGUCCAGAUCAAAAAGUGCAUCCCUCUCCCUUUAGCCCACGCUUUCCAGGCAGCCAAAGCCAUCAUCUCCAAACUCAUCUCCCGUCCCAAAGCUGCGGUCAGCCCCUACCACCUGCGCACCCUCAUGUUCUGGGCCUGCGACCGCCUCCCCUCCGCUUACCUCUCCAAAGAAGGCACUGGCCCUCUCUUACUGGGCCUCUUGGAUGAGCUGGCCAGCGCUCUCCUCAAUAAGAGCUGCCCCAAUUACUUUCUCCCGCAGUGCAACAUGUUCGAGCACCUCUCCGACUCCACCGCGCUGCUCCUGGCGCGCAAGCUGGCCUGCGUUCGCUCGGACCCGGCCGAGCACCUCCGCACAGCCCUGGAGCAGGCAGAGGCAGCAGCCAGGCUCAAGCUCCAGGGAGGAAGGGGGAACACUACUGCUCUGUCUCCAGGAUCCAGCCCUGGACUCCCCCAGCCCCAGGAGGACCGCAUGGCCAGGCGACUGCAGCAGCUGGUCACAGAGAACCCGGGGAAGUCCAUCUCUGUCUUCCUAAACCCUGAAGAUGUCAGCAGACCGCACUUCCGCAUCGACGACAAGUUCUACUGAGGACCUCGUGACUGUAGAACACUCUGUAUGUAGGGAUGCUAAUGGAAACGUCUUUGACAAACUAGGAGUCUUUCUCAACGUCUUCAAUUCUUCUCGAAGUCUUAAAUGAAUUGGAUAGACAUGUAGUCAAAGUGUUUGUCAGACAAUUUGAGUUUUUUUUUUAGUAUCACAGAUUUCUAAUGAGAUCAUCCAUCCAACACUCUGCAUAUAGAAAUGCUAAAAGUAACGUCUUUGACAAACGUUUUGACUUGGAGUCAUUCCCAGUGUCUUCAGCGAUUCAACUAGAAGUCUUAGUGUCCAGUGAUUUUCAACUUGAAGUCUUUCUCAGUGUCUUCAAUCAAUGAUGAAUUUUGAUCUUUAUCAGAGAAAUUGCGUUUCUUUUACAAGAACUACAAGAUCUACUGAGUGGUGAAGAAGCACUAGCUUGGACAAAAGUUUCAAAUCCUUUAUUUAUUUAUGUAGACUUGUAAUAGCACUAGCUACGUUAUCACGGCCCCUCUUAAAGGAGAGCGAACCAAGGCUUAAAAAUAAAUACCCCGAUCUGCCUUUAGGCCAUCGUACAUUUUCUUACCUCUUAUUGGUACUCGGAACGUUAUCACUGGUCCCCUUUGUAAAGGAAACAUGUUAACCUAUAGAUGCAAUGUUAAAUCUAGAUAUUUAUAUUAAAAAAAAAAAAAAAAAAAAAAGUAAACUGGGCGUAGACAAUUAAUUUUUAAUCCUGGAUUUAACAACGUCGCCUCGCAGCUGUGAAUUCGACUGAUUCCCCUUCCGUCAAAACAUGCAGUUAAGUUUCUUCCAGAAGAACGUGGCUGUGCUACGCAGGGUGAGGCGCUAUAUUAUAAGUGUAUGCACAUUCAGGUACUGGGCUUUCUAGUCAAAAUAGCAUUGCCUUGUGUUGCCCAGCACACAGCAGGCAAUAGCAGCCUAUGACCAUGGAUUGUAAUGUUUGUACAUUGGGUGGCUGUAGUUUUUCAAGGUUUUCUAGUAACAGGAGCGUUGGCUUGUGUUCAGAGCAAGUCUCUACAGAACCCAGUAGAAUUCCUGCAGCUGGAUAUUGGAGAGCUCAGUAAAACAUAGAACAAAAUGAACGCUGAAUUCCAGACCGAUUCGAUAUUAACCGGUAUGUUUGUAGUUGUGAAUGAUGAUGUACAUAUUUAAAAGCGUACGAUAGAUAAUGUAAAAGUUGUCCUAGUUUUUCUUUUAAAAUCUCAGAUGCAAAGAAUUUAAUUUCCAAUCCAAAGUUGCUGCUGAAUGUAACGAAUUACCUCCAAGCCUGAUCAAUGUCGUGUUUCUAAACACAAGCUGUGAUUUGCUGCAAUAUUUAUGUGUUUUAAUAUGUAUGACCUUGCGUUAUUUUAAAUGACUUGCAAACUUUGAUUUGAAAUGUGUAUUGAGGCUUUCUAUGUAGAUUAUGUAUCUGUUUUUUCUCUGUGAUAUUUAAUAGAUUCAAUUACAGCUGGAUACAAAUCAUUAAAAAAAUGAGUGCGUUGUGGUCUGUGUGUUGUUUUGUUAUUCAGGGCUAAUUUUAAUGUUUUGGGUUAAAAAAACAGUUUUAAUGAGUUUUUAUUUG
Acipenser ruthenus (sterlet) is the source of this 3967-nucleotide messenger RNA. RefSeq names its product nucleotidyltransferase MB21D2-like. NCBI's taxonomy places the organism in Eukaryota, Metazoa, Chordata, Actinopteri, Acipenseriformes, Acipenseridae. The record is from RefSeq and is a predicted model, not a curated record. The transcript is spliced from 3 exons. The coding region runs from base 913 to 2397 and encodes 494 amino acids.